Molecule: messenger RNA, 1516 nt
Organism: Saccostrea echinata
Lineage: Eukaryota; Metazoa; Mollusca; Bivalvia; Ostreida; Ostreidae
Exons: 5
Coding region: 33-1322 (429 amino acids)
Molecular function (GO): NADP binding; flavin adenine dinucleotide binding; N,N-dimethylaniline monooxygenase activity
Source: RefSeq, a predicted model, not a curated record
CUUCAUUUACUUUCAUUUUCGUUUUGUCUGCUAUGGCAGUGAAGAGAGUGGCCGUGAUCGGGGCGGGAGCAGCUGGUCUCUGCUCUGUACGUCAUCUGAGUGCCAGUCCUGAUCUCUUUAGUGUAGUUUGUUUUGAACUUAGUUCUACUAUAGGGGGGACAUGGAAUUACACGGACAACACAGGAAAGGAUAAGAAUGGUCUACCAAUCCAGUCCUCCAUGUACAAAAAUCUCAGGACAAAUUUACCAAAAGAGGUCAUGGCUUUCCCCAACUUUCCUUUCCAAGCUUCUUUGCCUUCAUAUAUAACACAUGAGUCUGUGUUAGAAUACCUGAAAAGUUACUCAGACUACUACAAUCUUCAUAAACACAUCAAGCUAAACACAAUGGUAACCACUGUGAAAUCAAGACCAUGUGAGGGAAGCAGAGAAUUCUGGGAUGUAUCAUACUGUGCUGUAGACGAUCAGAGUAAGGUUCACAGUGAGGAAUUUGAUGCUGUUAUGGUCUGUAAUGGGCACUAUUCCCUUCCAUUGUAUCCCACUAUUCCUGGAAUGGAAAGCUUUCAGGGUCAGGUGAUCCACAGCCAUGACUACAGGAGUCCUGAGCUGUUUCGGAACAAAAGAGUUGUGUGUCUCGGAGCUGCUGCAUCAGGACAGGAUAUCGCUAUCGAUGUCUCACACGAAGCCAAAAUAGUGUACUUGAGCCACAAUAAACCCCCUUUACAGACCUACCUCCCAAACAAUGUACAACAGAAACCAGGGAUUAAGGAGUUAGGUUCUAAGUCUGUCAUCUUUAACAAUGGAGAUGAGGCCAAGAUAGACGUUCUCCUUCUGUGUACAGGAUAUCACUACCACUUCCCCUUCCUGUCCGAUGACUGUCAGGUCCAGAUCUCAGAUGAGAGACUCACCCCACUGUACAAACAUUUAAUCCACAUUGAUCAUCCCACAAUGGCUUUCAUUGGAAUUCCUAAAACAAUCUGUCCAUUUCCCCAGUUUGAUGUUCAAGUGCGAUUCUUUUUGUCCUCUUUAUCUGGGAAAAUCAAACUUCCAUCAGGAGAAGAGAUGAAACAGGACAUGGAGUGUGAUUUUGAGAGGAGAUUGGCUCUGGGAUUUCCCCCACGGUACGCCCAUGUCCUUGGGCCUAGACAAUGGGAGUACAAUGAUGAGCUAGCAGAGUUAGCGGGAGUAGAGCUUAUUCCCAGGGUUGUGCAGAAUCUUUAUGACUAUGUUCAUGAAACCAGAGUCAAAGACAUAGUGCACUACAAGGACAAUAACUAUGAACUUGUUGAUUCUGAAAGAUUUAGAAAUCUAGAAAAGGAGUCCUGAAAUGACUAAAACUUGCUGAUUCAAUAGUUUAAUAAAUAUAUAUAAAAAAAUUUAUAAAUUAUUACACAAUUUGUUCUCAGUCUAGUACAAAGGACUGGGUAAGAUUGUAUUGUUUUGCUGCCUACCUCCAGGUCAAUUUUCAAGUUAUCAUACUGGAAUGAUUUUAAUGUAUAUAAAGAUUUGAAUUUUUAUAA